AUUCCUGAAAAAGAGAAGUGUGCCUAUAUAGUUGUAAAUCUUCGAAUAUAUUUUAAAAUGCCACUGCUUUCGAAGAAAACUUUUGCGAAACCCACGAAAAGACCCGCUAAAGCGUUUAAGCAACCAGUACUAACGCACAAAAAUAUCGAGAAAAUUCUGGGCGAAGAUACUGAAAAACCCAGGCGACAUUCCAGUAAUGCAUCAUCCAAAGCCUCAUUUAAGGACAACAAUGUCGAGCUGGGAAGUAAUUCUUCGAAAAAAUGUUUGAGCGAGUCCCUAUCUUUUGAGGAAUCCCAGCCUGAGUACAAAUCUGAAGAUUUAUCGUACCGAAUGAACGAACCAGCUGUGAAAGAUGCCUACUUGAAGUUCGUUAAAAGUUUCAGUCAAUCGAACAAAGGUGAUUCGAUUUGUUCGACUCCAGCAACAAAGGCGGACAGCAUCUUAUCUAAAUCCUUGGAGGAUCUGUUUAAAUCUUUACCUGCCGACGAAGCUGAAGCUUCUGGAACCAGUAAACAGAAGAUUCUUGAUUCAAGUGAAUCCCUUUCGCAAGAGGUUCUAAAUCGUAAAGAGGUGAAAGACGCGUAUUUGAAAUGUAUGGAUCAGUUCAUGGGAGAAGAAAAGUUCGAUUUCAUGAAGAACUUCAAGCCAGCGAAAAAAAGAGCGAAAUCGUUCAAAAAUUCGCCUGAAAAAAUCAAGAUUCCCAAACAGACGAGCAAUUCCUCAAAAAUCUCCAAAGACAAGAACAUCACAAACUCCAAGAAGGUCAAUAAUGAGGCCGGUAAGAAAAGAAAGCUGCCAGAAGAUGGAGCACUUGCGAAAACUGAUCGCAAUAAAGAAAAAACAGGGAGGAACUCUAAAGAAAAGAAAACCAAGCAGGAAAAUAUUUCACUUUACGAUAAAAUGAUAUUAAUUCAAGAGUCCCGAAACGUAGGACUUUAUGCCAUAUGUGAUAUUUGCGAUAAAGCACGGUACCUGCCUGACGUUACAGAUCCUCUUGAUUUACCCGACAAGUGGUACUGCUCAAUGAACCCGGACGAAAAGCAUAACAAUUGUAAUUCGCCCGAAGAGGUAUAUGAAGAGGAGGAAUACUUGGUUGAGAAGUUGUAUAAUGCUGGCAGUAUUGUUUGGGCAAAAAUUGGUAGCUAUCCUUGGUGGCCAGCUAUGGUCGAAGACGACCCAGACUUCGAAACUUAUUUUUGGUUGGAGAAGGAUAUUCUGCUACCGACUUGGUACCACGUCACUUUUUUCGAUACCACUGAAGUCACUAGAGCCUGGCUCCGCCCGUCUUGUAUAAAACCCUUCAAAAUCAACAUGAACAAUUCGGAGUUUCAAACACCAAAAUUUGACAAACAUAAGUCUAGAAUCGAAGAGAGUUUCAAACAAGCUGUCGAAGCCACAGAAUUACCUCUAAUAGAGAGGUUGAGAAAAUAUAGUUUCAUUCAGAGAUAUCCUAAACUAUCUUCUUCUACGAAGACGGUAGUAAACAAAAAACAAUCUCAAUCGAGACGAAUGACCAAGAAGAAUGAGAAUGGAUCAAUAAAAAAGAAACCUAAAACGGUCAGAAGAAUGUUGUCGUCCAAGGAGAAUAGCUUGGUCGAGUGUGAUAAUAUUUCGGAUAUACUGGACACUAUGGAUUUGCAGAAUGAAGAGAAUUUGAACAUGAACAAAAAACAAUCUCAAUUGAGACGAAUGACCAAGAAAAAUGAGAAUGGAUUAUUAAAAAAGAAACCUAAAACGGUCAGAAGAAUUUUGUCGUCUAAGGAGAAUAGCUUGGUCGAGUGUGAUAAUAUUUCGGAUAUACUGGACACUAUGGAUUUGCAGAAUGAAGAGAAUUUGAACAUAAAUUUGUUACAGAGAUCCAUUUCUAACUAUUCGCUUACAUACUAGGUAUGUAAGUUCAAAGUUGUUUUUCUCGUUUAUUUUCAAGUUAUGUGUUUUCUUCAACAUUCAAAAAUUGUUAAUUUUUCAAGUUGUGUUAAUAUUAGGUAUGUAAGUUCAAAAUUGGUUUUUUCCUUGUUCUAAUUAUCGAAUAAAAUGAAAUAAAAGCGUCAAUGUAUA
Molecule: messenger RNA, 2058 nt
Organism: Leptinotarsa decemlineata (Colorado potato beetle)
Lineage: Eukaryota; Metazoa; Arthropoda; Insecta; Coleoptera; Chrysomelidae
Cellular component (GO): nucleus
Molecular function (GO): zinc ion binding
Source: RefSeq, a predicted model, not a curated record